UCUCUCUCUCUCUCUCUCUGUGUACAAUACCAUCAGAAGAAUCAGAACCCCACCACCAUGGCCAAAACCUUGUACAAAAUGAGUUCCAUUAUCUUCAUCAUGUUCUUUUUCUCUCUCCUCCUUCUCGGAAACUCUCACACUUUCUCCAGAAACUUGUCCAAAGAAUCACUCGAUCUCAAAGAAGAAAAACUAGCCCACCUUCACUUCUACUUCCAUGACGUAGUCACCGGCCCAAACGCCACCGCCUACCGUGUCGCCCAGGCCACGAUUACAAACACAUCCGCCACUGGAUUCGGCGCCGUGGUCGUGCUCGAUAACGCCUUGACGGAAGGCCCAAACUUGAGCUCGAAACUCGUCGGAAGAGCGCAGGGAAUCUACGCGCUGGCGGCGUUGAAUGAAUCGUCGUUGUUGAUGGUUUUAAACUUUGAAUUUAUCGAAGGGGUGUAUAAUGGGAGUACUUUGACCAUAUUGGGGAGGAAUCCGGUGUUUUCUCCUGUGAGAGAAAUGCCGAUCGUCGGAGGGAUUGGAGUUUUCCGGUUUUCUCGUGGAUAUGUUCAGGCAAAGACUUUCUUUUUUGAUAUGAAAACUGGGUAUACUGUUGUGGAAUACAAUGUCUAUGUCCUCCAUUAUUAACUUCUGUUUUUCAUUUCUUUCUAUAUAUCCUAUUAUGUCAAUAAUAUCAUUUAUAAAUGAUUGUUCUCCGUAAAUUUUUUUUUUUAAUUCAAC
Molecule: messenger RNA, 726 nt
Organism: Ilex paraguariensis (yerba mate)
Lineage: Eukaryota; Viridiplantae; Streptophyta; Magnoliopsida; Aquifoliales; Aquifoliaceae
Source: the annotation of a GenBank genome assembly